ACUGGCUAUAACUUACCUUUCCAACUCUGUUAGGUGGUAGAUGGCUUCUUUGUGAAGAGGGUCCAGGACGUGAAGGAGUCUGUAGCCUACCUCACUGUCAUGACCCGAUACCUCUCCAAGCUUUACCAGAACCGUACCUUGGUCUGUCGCUCCAGGGAGCUAGAGGGGGAUGGACAGAACGAGGAAGAGUGUGGAGGGAGGGAGAGAGAGGACCCCUCCUGUUCUCUCAUCUCCUUCGCAGAGUUCAACCAAGGAGCUGUCAAGAACAAGUGUCAGACAGUGAGAGAGGUGUUUGCCAGACAGCUGAUGCAGAUCUCUGGACUCUCUGGUGAUAAGGCUGUUGCUAUACUAGAGCACUACAGUACUUUACACAGUCUGUUGAAAGCAUAUGAGCAGUGCCCCAGCGACACAGAAAGAGAGAAACUACUCUCCUCCAUCCGAUAUGGAAAACUGAAAAGGAACUUGGGUCCAGCUUUGAGUCGCACAGUUUACCAGCUCUACUGUACGAAAGGAGCACUGUCAUAGACACACACACUCUCGCUCACACUCACACACCACAACACACACAUACACACACACACCACAACACACUCUCGCUCACACACAUCACAACACACA
Molecule: messenger RNA, 618 nt
Organism: Oncorhynchus gorbuscha (pink salmon)
Lineage: Eukaryota; Metazoa; Chordata; Actinopteri; Salmoniformes; Salmonidae
Product: crossover junction endonuclease MUS81-like
Exons: 5
Coding region: 100-525 (141 amino acids)
Biological process (GO): double-strand break repair via break-induced replication; mitotic intra-S DNA damage checkpoint signaling; DNA catabolic process
Cellular component (GO): Holliday junction resolvase complex; nucleus
Molecular function (GO): crossover junction DNA endonuclease activity; 3'-flap endonuclease activity
Source: RefSeq, a predicted model, not a curated record